Messenger RNA from Amphimedon queenslandica, 3858 nucleotides. RefSeq lists its product as uncharacterized. Gene Ontology annotation, cellular component: peroxisome. The transcript is spliced from 24 exons. Bases 76 to 3738 code for a protein of 1220 amino acids. Lineage: Eukaryota; Metazoa; Porifera; Demospongiae; Haplosclerida; Niphatidae. Gene Ontology annotation, molecular function: sarcosine oxidase activity; L-pipecolate oxidase activity; flavin adenine dinucleotide binding. The record is from RefSeq and is a predicted model, not a curated record.
GUGUGGUUUCCAUCACAAAAUAAUCUCAGCAGUCAGCACUAUUAGAGCUAAAAGCAGCAAUCGAGCAGGAAUAAGAUGUAUGAUGUGAUUAUUAUUGGUGCUGGCGUUGAAGGAAGUGCUACAGGAUACCACCUAGCUUCAAAAACCGGCAAAAAAGUGCUGCUCCUGGAGCAGUUUGACAGAGGACAUACAAGAGGUAGUUCUCAUGGAGGGUCCCGUAUCACUAGGAGAGCUUAUCAUCAAAGCUAUUAUGUUAAAAUGAUGGACGAAGCUUUUAAACUGUGGUCGGACAUUGAGAAAGAAUCAGGGAAGCAGUUGUAUCAUAAAACCGGAAUAAUUGUUUUUGGUCCGGAAAAAUCUGCUUCCAACUCGAGGAAAAGAAUCCAAGACUACAUCAAAUCAAUGGAGGACAAUGGAGUGUCUCAUCGAGUUAUGAGAGCUAAAGAAGUUAAUGAUGAAUAUAAGGAUCAGUUGAAGUUACCUGAUGAGUACUUGUGUGUGUCUGAAGAAGAUGGAGGAAUAUUGAGAGCCUCUAAAGCUGUUGAUACUUUACAAGAUUUAUUCAUACAAAAUGGUGGUGAGUUGCUUGAUAAUCAUCAAGUGACUGGUAUAAUCAAUAAUGAUGAUGAUACCAUCACUAUACUCACUGGCAGUGGGACUCAGUUCAAUACUAAGAAACUGAUACUAACCACUGGACCAUGGACUAACAAAGUAUUGCAAUAUACUGGAAUUGAACUACCUUUAAAAGUUCACAAAGCUGAAGUUUUUUACUGGAGGACGGAAAAUCCAAAGCAUUUCUCUGCUGAUGUUUUCCCAGUUUUUGUUGGUAUCAGUGGAGAUGGUCACACAUAUGGACUACCUGUGUUUGAAUAUCCUGAUCUAUUAAAAGUAUGUCCACACACUUAUGAAGAGAUUGAUCCUGAUGCCAGGGAUGUUAAUCCUACUAGUGUUGGCCUGCCUGUUGUAUCUCAGUUCAUUAAAGAGCACUUUAAAGGAGUAGAUCACACUAAACCAGCCAUUCAUGAAUUUUGCAUAUGGACACAAACUUCUAAUUAUGAUCCAUUUCUCGAUUACCAUCCAAAUUACCCUAACAUCAUAAUUGGAGCUGGUUUUUCAGGUCAUGGUUUUAAGUUAGCUCCAAUUGUUGGGAAGAUAUUGAGUGAACUGGCCUUGGGUGAAACUCCUUCCUAUGACCUUUCACCUUUCAAGAUACAACAAGCUUAUACUAGUAUUCCGUCUAUUGUUGCUCCUCCUGCCAAUAAAGAAGUUCAAACUAGUACAAGUUCUCCUCCUCUUGCUCCUCCUCCUGAGCACAACCUUUAUGACGUGAUAGUAGUUGGAGCUGGAGUUGAAGGAAGUGCUACAGCUUAUACACUCACUGCAAAGGGAAAGAGAAAUAUCCUCCUGCUUGAACAGUUUGAUAGAGGACAUACAAGAGGUAGUUCACAUGGAGGGUCCCGUAUCACUAGGAGAGCUUAUCAUCAAAGCUAUUAUACAGGAUUGAUGGACGAAGCUUUUAAACUGUGGUCUGAGAUUGAGAAAAAAUCAGGGAAGCAGUUGUAUCAUAAAACCGGUAUUUAUGUGUUUGGUUCAAAGGAUUCCAAGGGAAGUCUUAAAGGAUCUUCAGUAGCCGACUACAUCCAAUCAAUGGAGGACAAUGGAGUGUCUCACAGAGUUAUGAGAGCUAAAGAAGUUAAUGAUGAAUAUAAGGAUCAGUUGAAGUUACCUGAUGAGUACUUGUGUGUGUCUGAAGAAGAUGGAGGAAUACUGAGAGCAUCUAAAGCUGUUGAUACUUUACAAGAUUUAUUCAUACAAAAUGGUGGUGAGUUGCUUGACAAUCAUCAAGUGACUGGUAUAAUCAAUAAUGAUGAUGAUACCAUUACUGUACUCACUGGCAGUGGGACUCAGUUCAAUACUAAGAAACUGAUACUAACCACUGGACCAUGGACUAACAAAGUAUUGCAAUAUAUUGGAAUUGAACUACCUCUAAAGAUGCUAAGAGUGGAGCAUUGCUAUUGGAAGACAUUGAAUCCUGAGUCAUACUCAGUGAGGAAUUUCCCUGUAUUUGCUUGUAUUCUUUCUACUGGACUUGUGUAUGGAGUACCAAUACUAGAAUACCCUGGAUUAGUUAAAAUUUCUUUUCGCAAUAUCAAAGAGAUAGAGGUUGAUCCCGAUUGCAGGGACUUUAAAUCCUCUCAUCUUGAAGAUUGCAAAAUACUCUCCGAGUUUCUGGAGACCCAUUCGUUUAGAGAUCUUGACUACUCAACUCCUGCCAUAGUUGAGCAGUGCAUUUACACGAAGACACCUUCUAGUGAUCCUUAUCUUGAUUACCAUCCAAAUAAUCCAAACAUAAUAAUUGGUGCAGGAUUUUCAGGUCAUGGUUUUAAGUUAGCUCCAAUUGUUGGGAAGAUAUUGAGUGAACUGGCCUUGGGUGAAACUCCUUCCUAUGACCUUUCACCUUUCAAGAUACAACAAGCUUAUACUAGUAUUCCAUCUAUUGUUGCUCCUCCUGCCAAUAAAAAAGUUCAAACUAGUGCAAGUUCUCCUCCUCUUGCUCCUCCUCCUGAGCACAAACUUUAUGACGUGAUAGUAGUUGGGGCUGGAGCUGAAGGAAGUGCUACAGCUUAUACACUCACUGCAAGGGGAAAGAGAAAUAUUCUCCUCCUUGAACAGUUUGAUAGAGGACACACAAGAGGUAGUUCAUCUGGUGGAUCCCGUAUCACAAGGAAGGCUUAUCAUCAGGGCUAUUAUGUAAAAAUGAUGGACGAAGCUUUUAAGCUGUGGUCGGACAUUGAGAAAAAAUCAGGAAAGCAGUUGUAUCAUAAAACAGGUUUUUAUGUGUUUGGUUCGAAGGAUUCCAAGGGAAGUCUUAAAGGAUCUUCAGUAGCUGACUACAUCCAAUCAAUGGAGGACAAUGGAGUGUCUCACAGAGUUAUGAGAGCUAAAGAAGUUAAUGAUGAGUAUAAGGAUCAGUUGAAGUUACCUGAUGAGUACUUGUGUGUGUCUGAAGAAGAUGGAGGAAUACUGAGAGCAUCUAAAGCUGUUGAUACUUUACAAGAUUUAUUUAUACAAAAUGGUGGUGAGUUGCUUGACAAUCAUCAAGUAACUGGUAUAAUCAAUAAUGAUAAUGAUACCAUCACUGUACUCACUGGCAGUGGGACUCAGUUCAAUACUAAGAAACUGAUACUAACCACUGGACCAUGGACUAACAAAGUACUGCAAUAUACUGGAAUUGAGCUACCUUUAAAGAUAUUGAAAGUUGAACAUUUUUAUUGGAAGACAUUGAAACCAGAGUCCUUUGCAGUCGGGAAUUUUCCAAUAUUUGCUUGCGUUCUUUCUACUGGACUUUUAUAUGGACUGCCAGUACUAGAAUACCCUGGAUUGAUGAAAAUUUCUUUUCACAAUACUAGUAAGGGGACAGAGGUUGAUCCUGAUUGUAGGGACUUUCUAACUCCUCGUCCUGAGGCGUCUAAAAUAAUCUCAGAGUUUCUGGAGGCUCAUUCAUUUAAAGAUCUUGACUACUCAAGCCCUGCCAUUGUGGAGGAGUGCAUGUACACGAAGACACCUUCUGGUGAUCCUUAUCUCGAUUACCAUCCAAAUAAUCCAAACAUCAUAAUUGGUGCAGGAUUUUCAGGUCAUGGUUUUAAGUUAGCUCCAAUUGUUGGGAAGAUAUUGAGUGAACUGGCCUUGGGAGAAACUCCUUCCUAUGACCUUUCACCUUUCAAGAUACAAUCAUGAAGACAAAUUGGAUUUUCUAUGCAUUAUCUAUAUUUUUGAUGCAACAAUAAAUGACAGCUGAAAUCAAAUUGACAAAAUGUUAUGUAAAUGUUUUUUGUCAUUAGCUUGGUUUACCUGUGA